Tigriopus californicus is the source of this 5141-nucleotide messenger RNA. Its product is annotated as short-chain dehydrogenase/reductase family 42E member 1-like. The record is from RefSeq and is a predicted model, not a curated record. Lineage: Eukaryota; Metazoa; Arthropoda; Copepoda; Harpacticoida; Harpacticidae. Bases 2922 to 4220 code for a protein of 432 amino acids. Gene Ontology annotation, molecular function: 3-beta-hydroxy-Delta5-steroid dehydrogenase (NAD+) activity. Gene Ontology annotation, biological process: steroid biosynthetic process. The transcript is spliced from 5 exons.
AUAUGCCUCCUCUGCUUUGUCUCCAGCACUAAAGUAUUCUUCCAAGCUCCUGAGCCCAGUUUUUAAAGCCAAUGAGUGAAUCUUGGAUCGAGAAAAGAUCCAAAGGGUUUUCCUUCGUUGGAGCAGAGGAGGGCUGAAAGGAACGUGGUGAGACCUUCUUCAAAAUAUUCAAUGCCGACAUAUUAGUCAGGAAUCUGUUUUCCACCGAGGAUCCAAUUCGUGUGGUGUGUAACGUAUCUGAGAGGAUAACCAGUAGUCUUAUGGAUAAUGAGGGCCAUUAAUAUUUUGCGUAUCUUUCCUCCCCGUCAUCUUUGGUUAUUUGUGAGAAUCGUGGAUCCGUGGAACUCUCUUCCAACGUUGGAUUGUCUCAAGAGAAGUGUAUCCUUCUUUAAAAAUGUGGUGUUCGCCGGAAGAAUUGAUUAGGUCUAACGGGCACUUCCUCUUUUGUUCCUUAUAUUUGUUUGGAACGUAUUAUUUUUUUGUGCCAACAUUGGCUUUCAAGAUUCUGAAACUUUUUCAACAGCUUCUUUAAUGCUUCGUAACCUCAAAUAAGUGUUGAAUAGACAUAGGUUAAGCUUUUGUCCGUGGUUGUUUUCCUUUGAAAAGACUUUCCAUUGCGGCAUAAGAAAUUGAUCAGAGCAAACGUCAUGAUGUGAUUGCUCAAUAAAACUUAUAUGUGCUGUUCUUAAUCCUAACGUUUAAUAUGAAUCAAAGUCACGUAUAAGGGGAUGAUUCAAAUUUGACAAAUUUACAAUUUAAAAGUCAUUACCAGAGCGAAUUCAUUAUUCUUCAGUUUUUCUUAUCUUUUCGCAUUAUUUUGUGCAUUUUGCGCAUUUUCACUGGGCUCAAGACAUUAAGUUUUUCAUUUUGAACCUUUUUCUUGAAAAUACAGAAAUAUCAAAAGAUGCAACGCAAAUAAUUUCCAAUAAUUUCGUGACAUAUGCAUAUUUUUGCUUUAAGUGACAUUUUUUCUAAAUGGCGCGAUUAUCUUGCUUUUGGCCCUAUGCUAUGCUUACUCAUAAGCACAAAACAAUUGAUGCACGACUUAAGCCCAAAUGUUUUGCCAUGACGCAAGCUCCUUUUGUUCAAAGCACAUACUUCACUAAUCGUUUUUUGUAACCUAGCAUGUGUUAUACCUUUUUGCCUAACGGCUGCAAGAAAUGAGGCCUGCUGACAUCGUUAUAUAGAGUAGAAUGCUAAUGAAGAAAAUUUAUGCCCCCUUUUUACAUUGCUCUUGAAUUUUACCUUAUCAUAUCAUUUUGUUGUUUCAUUAUUUUGCUAGUGACUCUUUUAAAAAGGGGAAAUUGAAGUAGAAACGUUAAACGCAAUCUUUAUUAUUUAUUUCCUUUUGCAUUUGCUUGGAUAUAUCGUGAUCAUGUUAGAGAUGAUGGAACUCACUAAAUCUGAUAACUCCUUAUUUUACCUAAACAACAUAAUUGUUUCAUCAUCACUCUCUUACUCGGAUGCAUAGCAUGAAAAUGGAUUAUUUGGAUUCAAUUGCUUCCUUUUUUUCUGACAUGACAAAUGUCAAAAGCACCAUUAAUAGUGAUUACAGUUGGUAUUUAUAAGUGAAGGGAUGUUUCUUGUGUGUUACAUAUUUUUUUCAUUGCAAACCUCAUUUGUUAUUGUAGAAAGACCCACGCAUCAGACUAAUUAUUGUCUUCAUCAACGAAGUUGAAAAAAAGUCAUCAUUGGCCAAAGUUUAGUUUUGUCUAAUAUACCGACUUUGUCGACAAAUGAAACUUGGUGCAGCCGAGCGGUAUAAGAGGCAACGCAUACAAUGUAAGUCUUUUCUCGUUAGGUGUCGUGGGUUUAAGGUUUAAACCCCGAUACCGGUAGUAACCCUGUUCACUUCAUAUUUGUAAAAUGGCCGGGGACGGGCAAAUUGUGCAUAAUUAUUUUUUAUUACUAAGCACCACUUUUUAAUACAUUUGCACUUUUCACCUUUAUUCGCACCAUUUCACUUUAGUUUUGCACUUUUUUUAACAUUUAGCCUAAAAAUGUUCCUCUGGUUGAAAUCAGAACUUGCUUGGCGUUAGAAUUGGUUUCUAAGUUUGAAAUCAAAGGCCGCCACCAAAUAAGGAUAUGUAUGUCUGAAUUUUGAAGGACGUCAUUUAUAAAUCUUUGUAAGUCAAAAGAACUUCCCUUUUGGUUGAGAAUCAAGUGAAAGCAGAAAUGAAUAGAGCCAGUUUCAAGUCCAAAGAGAGAAACUAAGCAGGGCGCUAGAGUAAUUAAAAAGCCCAAAAACGCACCAUACCUGCUUUCCUUGGCUCAUCAUGCUAACUAGAUUCUCUCUUUGAUGAAGGAAAAUUCCAAUUUUUCUUCAGUUAUAUCAAUCUAGAGACUGGUGCGGAUGUUCUGGUGAGAAAAAAUAGCAAAGGGAAGCUCUUCUUGAAAUAAUUUUAAAAAAAGACGUUUCGUUGAUUUGGAUUAAAAGUGAGACAAAAAUCUUUUUUUUUUAAAGGACGCUUUCCAAAUUCUGACAACAUUGAAAAAUGGAUUGGAAUAUCCCUUUUUUUUGCUCACGCUAUGUUACACUUUUUGGCCUUUUUUGCACCCAUUAGGCUUAUUUUUGCACCUUUCUGUCUCCACAAGGCUGUGCUGUUUUGCACAUUUUACCCGCCCCUAAUGAUGAUACAUCAUUCGUAAAAGUGUUUUAGUUUGGUCUAAUUAACGAGUUGCAUCCGGAACUGUUUUGAAAUGCCUGGCUAAUGGUUAGAAUUGAUAACUGGUUCACAAGCAACCAAAAACUUUCCAUUUGCGUAAUAGAUAAUCAAUGACGUAAAGCCAAUUCUUGCAAACACCAGUCUUUUAAUAAUUUUGUAAUGUCAACAAUCUAUUUCCAAGUUUCGGCCAGCCCGUAAGAAUGAGCAUUCAAUAUGUCCACACUCGGUUGAUGUCAAUCGUAAACGACUUUACAUAUGUUUGACCUCUUCUUAUCUGGCCUUGGAGACAUUGGAGAUAAUUCUUAUCAAUUGCUGAGAAGUCUCGGGAAGAAGACGAAAAUAGUCGCUGAAAAGUUGAACAUGGCCACCAUUCUCAUAACUGGUGGAUCGGGGUACCUUGGUUUCCAUAUAGCCUUGGAACUGUUCCAAAAAGGUUUCAAAGUCAUUCUAUUUGACUUGAAAAAAACUGUGGACGUUUUGAGGAAAAGUUUAAUAAAAAAGUAUUCUCUGGAUGAAAAUAGCCUGAAGAAAAACAUCAAUUUCGUACAAGGCAACAUCUGUGAUUUUUCAUCUUUACGGGAUGUUGUUAUUUCCAACGAUGUGGAAGCGAUCAUUCAUUGUGCUUCUUUUGGGAUGUCAGGCAAUGACAAUCUUCCAGCAAACAAUGACACGAUUGAGAAGGUCAAUCUGGGGGGGACUCGAAAUGUCCUGAAGGCUGCUUCAAAAUCAAAGGUCAAGGCAAUCGUGUACACAAGCACCGUCAAUGUGGUGUUCAACGGCCAAGUCAUCAUUAAUGGCAAUGAAGCGAAUACCUCGUAUUUGGGUCUAACAGAACACGCGGAUCACUAUUCCUUAACAAAACAAGUGGCUGAAGAGCUAAUUUUGACAGCAUCCGGGAAAGCUCAACCCAACGGAGUGAUGAGAACCUGCUCUUUGAGAUUGAAUGGCAUCUAUGGGGCCUACGAACAACAGCAUCUACCCAGAUCCAUUGCAAUCAUGCGGCAAGGCCUCUUCAAAGUUGGAUAUUGCUUGGACACCAAGCAAGAUCUGGUUCAUAUUGAUAACGCGGUGCAAGGCCAUGUCAAGGCCGUUAUGGCCAUGUUGGAUCCGAAGCAAGCUGAAAAGAUGGACGGAGAGGCUUAUUUCAUUACCGAUGGCCAUCCUGUGAACAAUUUAAAGUUUUUUGGAGAAAACCUCUUACCUGCCAUUUUGGGACAGGAUGCCAAAAUGCCAGAGUUUGAAGUGCCCUUUCUUGUGGUGUUGGGCAUCUCGUGGGUAUUCUUCUUUUUGUCCAAAGCCUUGGGCAAAAACUUCUUGUUACCUGUUCCAGCAAUUACGACGGCUGAAGUUUAUAAAACCGGCGUGACGCAUUUCUUUAAUGUGGAAAAGGCGAAUUCUCACUUUGGCUACAAACCUGAAGUCAAAUGGGACCAAAAGUCUUGGGAUGAGAUUUUGGAAUCCCAAAAACUGGCAAGACCCAUCUUGAAGCCAAUUAAAUGUUCGCGUCAAACCAAUCCAAAAACGGAACGUUUUGAACCCUCAACUUCAAUCUAAAAAUGGUGCUUUUAUGCAUUGUGCAUAUGUGCUUUAUUAUGAGAAAACUGUCAACAAAUAUAAGGUCGAUUCUAGUGACUGCAGGGGCUUAAUGUGCAUUUUUAGAGCACCUUCAAGCCCUCGAGAAUCCAGGCUAGUUCGAACAAUGAAGUCCACGUCUCUUUUUUCUCGGGCUCCUUCAUUGUUUAAUUUGCUUCCCUCUGAUAUUCGUAGGGAAUACGUAGGCCUUGUUGAUCCGGAAGCAUCUUUCAAGUCAGACUUGGACAAAUUUUUAGAUAGCAUUCCUAAUCAACCCUACAUUCAAGGACUAGCUCGGUCUGCCAACUCAAAUUCGUUCGUAGACCAAACAUCAUAUAAAGAUUGAAAGGUAAUAAGUAGACGAAUUGUGACCUUUCAUUUCAAUAGUACCGGGAAUUACAUUCCCUGUAGCGGUUAGAAAAGCCCGUGAAAAAACAUACAAAAAAUGACGAAAAAUCUUUUAGAUCACCGUUGUAUUUUGCAUUGCUUCUUUUCAUGGCAAACAAUCCUAAGAAUCAAAGUCUGCAGGAACUGGAUAAGAUUACUGUUUUUGAGCUCGCCUUCCUCACCGCUACUGGGAAUGGGAUCUACAGGCAAAAACAGGCAUGCAUUUUAUAUCAAUUUAUACUUGUAUAAUAUUUGAUUCAAUAAUACUUGCUGUAUUUAGAUCUAGCUAAACCUUGAAUAAAAGGUUGAUCAGGAAUUUUAGUCAAAAACGUACAUGAUCAACUCCAAAAUACUCCCUUCGAAUAUUUAAGUGGAGUAAAUUGAACAGUGAUGGAGGCUGAAAAUGAAGAGAGGUGAACUCUAUUGUUCUAACUAACCGGGAUUCUCGAGGACUUCAAGGUGCUCUCAAAACGCACAUUAAGCCUCUACGGUCACUAGAACUGACCCUAAAUCCUG